AAAAUAAAUUCGUUCAAAUAAAUUUAGCUACAGUAUUUUGCUCUUCUAUUGAAUUGAUUAUAUUCAGUAAUAAAGGGUUCACACGUGGCUUUAAGAUUGAAAAAGAUAAAGUAUAACUGACGUGUCCUUAAUGAAAAACAACGUGGCAUUUACGAGCCAUUGCAAAUUUUUUUCAAUGAUACCUCGCAAACUUAAUGAAAGCGAAACAGUUUGAGAUGCUGUUCGUCACUUGUUGUUCGUAACAUAAUUAUAAGAUAUAUUUAAAAGUAUUUAUUUUUUAUGAAAAUAUCAUCUGUCAAUUUCUCAUAUAAGCAUACAUUUCGUUUUUGUAUAUUUUAUACAAAUAAAAUUAAGGUUAUAUUGGCAAUGACCACGUCAAUGAUAAUACAUUUAUAAUAAGAUACAUUAAUAAUUAAUUUUAUUGUCGCGUGAGUGGUUCUUCCGUUUAGAAAUGUUUAUGUUACUUGAUCAAGGGAUCUACGCUGAAAUAUUUUAGGAUGGUAUGUUAUAAUAGAAUGAUAAUUAUCGUCUAACAAGAUGUUUGAUAACAUUGUUAAAAAUUUAGUUAAGGAUUAAAAAUUUAACUCUCGCGUAAAAUAUUUAUUUCGUUGGAAAAUAAAGAAAAGUGUUCGAGAUCAUUGUUGAUCUCUUAUAUCGUUCUCCAUGGGUACUAGAAGAAAAAUGGAAAAGGACGACAAAGUGGAAGAUGGUGUCCACGAAUCGAAUCACGUACAUGAACGUUCCGAUUUACGAGGUGACGAGACUAACAUAGCUAUUCUUUUAUUUUUAUAUCUGUUACAAGGAAUACCAUUGGGCUUAUGUGGUUCUAUCCCUAUGUUACUUCAGAACAGAAAUGUUUCAUAUCGUCAACAGGCUGAAUUUAGUUUUGUCCAAUGGCCUUUUUCUCUGAAACUAUUUUGGGCACCAAUAGUAGAUUCUGUAUUUUCUCAAAAAUUUGGAAGAAGAAAAACGUGGUUAAUUCCAACGCAAUAUUUAAUGGGUUUUUCUAUGCUAUUAUUAUCUACCCAUGUAGAUCAAUGGUUGGGUAAUGAAACUUCAAAACCAAACAUAGGAAUGUUGACCAUAAUAUUUUUUGCUCUAAAUGUAUUAGCUGCAACUCAAGAUAUUGUUGUAGAUGGUUGGGCACUCACUAUGUUAAAAAGAUGUAAUGUGGGAUAUGCAUCAACAUGUAAUAGCGUGGGACAAACUGCUGGAUAUUUCAUUGGUUAUGUAUUUUUUAUAGCAUUAGAAUCUGCAGAAUUUUGUAAUACUUACUUAAGAUCCACUCCUUCUAGCAAAGGCAUCUUGACCCUGCCUGAUGUUCUUUAUUUCUGGGGUUGGAUAUUUGUAAUUACAACCACUUUAGUUGCAUUGUUUAAACAUGAAGAUUCAGAAAAAAUGCAUAAAGAUGGAGAACUAAAUACAGAUGUCAAACAUGCUUACAAAUUAUUAUGGAACAUUGUUAAAUUACCAUCUAUAAAAACUAUCAUUGUAUUUUUGUUAACUGCCAAGAUAGGGUUUUCUGCUUGUGAUGCUGUAACAGGUUUAAAACUGGUAGAAGCUGGUAUACCAAAGGAAAAGUUUGCUCUUAUGGCUGUGCCUAUGAUACCUUUACAAAUAUUACUACCAUUAGCAAUCUCAAAAUAUACAGUAGGUCCAAGACCUAUGGAUGUAUACAUAAGAGCUAUGCCUUAUAGGUUAGCUUUUGGACUUGUAGCAGCAUUUUUAGUAUGGUUAACACCAUAUGUUGUAACAGGGGGACAAGUUCCAGCCUAUUAUUUCAUAGUUUUAAUAAGUCUAUACAUGAUACAUCAGAUUUUCACAAGUAGUAUGUUUGUGGCAUCGAUGGCAUUUUUUGCAAAAAUUAGCGAUCCAGCAGUCGGUGGUACUUACAUGACAUUAUUAAAUACUUUAUCUAAUCUUGGAGGUAAUUGGCCAGCAACCGCAGCUCUUUGGUUUGUUGAUCCAUUAACGUUUCGACAAUGCAGCACCGAUUCCUCGAAUGAUUGUAGCACAAUUUCGGAAAGGGAGUUUUGCACGAACACGCACAAUGGUAUUUGCAAUAUGAACUUUGAUGGAUAUUACAUAGAGAGUAUCUUGUGCUUAAUAAUAGGAUUUGCUUGGUUGAGGUGGGGUCGACGAAAAAUGGAUUUGUUACAGACAAGACCGAUAUCAGCUUGGAAAGUUAUUCUUUCAAAACAAAAUAGAUAACAGUAUUGAAUCCAUUUUGCAACUUGUUGAUACGGUACCUGUAAUUAUUAAGAAAUUGUACAAAUUAAAUUUGAGUAUGUACAUUGA
Molecule: messenger RNA, 2298 nt
Organism: Apis laboriosa (Himalayan honeybee)
Lineage: Eukaryota; Metazoa; Arthropoda; Insecta; Hymenoptera; Apidae
Product: acetyl-coenzyme A transporter 1
Exons: 8
Coding region: 664-2211 (515 amino acids)
Cellular component (GO): membrane
Molecular function (GO): acetyl-CoA transmembrane transporter activity
Source: RefSeq, a predicted model, not a curated record